Schistocerca serialis cubense is the source of this 609-nucleotide messenger RNA. RefSeq lists its product as uncharacterized. The transcript is spliced from 3 exons. Gene Ontology annotation, cellular component: extracellular region. Gene Ontology annotation, molecular function: chitin binding. Bases 1 to 609 code for a protein of 202 amino acids. Lineage: Eukaryota; Metazoa; Arthropoda; Insecta; Orthoptera; Acrididae. The record is from RefSeq and is a predicted model, not a curated record.
AUGGCCAUUCGCCAUGACAGCUCGUUCCCUCUAGGAAAGUGUCGCGAGUGUCACACCAAUGGUGGCUGUGUCACAAUUGUGCCAUACCUGGAGCCGUCAUUCAGCAGGUACCAAGCAGGGACGUCACUUACACAGGUUUCACUGUGCGUGGGAGACGGCGCUGGAGGGCUGGCCACCUCGACGCUGGAGACUUGUACGGACGGUCUGAGGUGCAGCGCCGGCGACGAGGCGUGCACACAGCCGGAGCUGUCCGAGUGCCGCAGCGGCAGCGCCAACGGCUUCGAGUGCCGGGCCGCCGGCUACUUCCCUGACCCGUACAACUGCAGCAUCUACCAUCUCUGUCCCAACGUCGGGGACCCCAACUACGUCACUGGCACCUGCACCGGCGCCUGGGCUUACAACCCGCUAACCACCGACUGCAGCCUGGAGCGGACGGAGCGGCCCUGCUCUGAGGGCCCGGUGCCGCGCUGCCUGCGGCUGGGGCAGGCGGGCGCCCUGCCGGAGAACGCCGCCAUCCACUACGUGUGCGCGCGAGUCGGCGGCCGGCUGGUGCCGCAGCUGUACAGAUGCCCACAGGGGCUCGUCUGGGACGAAGGCCGCUACGAGUGA